Molecule: messenger RNA, 11650 nt
Organism: Nerophis ophidion (straightnose pipefish)
Lineage: Eukaryota; Metazoa; Chordata; Actinopteri; Syngnathiformes; Syngnathidae
Gene: cbln12
Product: cerebellin 12
Exons: 4
Coding region: 256-840 (194 amino acids)
Cellular component (GO): glutamatergic synapse; synaptic cleft
Molecular function (GO): protein binding
Source: RefSeq, a predicted model, not a curated record
GGAGGAAAAGUGGGGGUGGCAGCGCCAGAAAGCGAAAGCGGGCGAGAUCAUCACAUCAUCAUCAUCAUCAUCAUCAUCAUCCGAUGUGAGUGACUCCUGCGUGGAAUCAUGUGAGCGAGGAUGGAAGUGCAGAGCUGCGACUGUGGAGUGACACAGCUUUUUUCUACCCAGCGAGUCAACGUGAUAGGACCAGCGUCCUCCUGAAGAUACUUCACCUGGCGACCAUGGUCUCGGGCCUCCACGUCUGAUUCCCCCAUGCUUACCUUCCACCUGACCGUGCUUCUGGCCGCGCUGCUGUGGGGGCCGCGGGGGUCCGAGGGACAGAACGACACGGAGCCCAUCAUCCUGGAGGGGAAGUGCCUGGUGGUCUGCGACUCCACGCCCUCGUCGGAGCCCGCCGGCAACGCCCUGGGCAUGUCUGUGCGCUCGGGCAGCGGCCGGGUGGCCUUCUCCGCCAGCCGCCAGACCAACCACGAGCCGACAGACAUGAGCAAUCGCACCAUGAUCAUCUACUUCGAUAAUAUCCUGGUGAACGUGGGCGGUCAUUUUGAUCAAGAGAGCAGUGUCUUCCUGGCACCAAGAAGGGGCGUUUACAGCUUCAACUUCCACGUCGUCAAGGCCUACAACAGACAGACUAUUCAGGUCAGCUUGAUGGUCAACGGCUGGCCCAUGAUCUCCGCCUUCGCCGGGGACCAGGACGUGACCAGGGAGGCGGCCACGAACGCCGGCCUGGUGAUUAUGGAAAAGGGCGACAAAGCCUAUCUCCGACUGGAGCGGGGUAACCUGAUGGGCGGCUGGAAGUACUCCACUUUUUCCGGGUUCCUGGUCUUCCCCUUGUAAGAAGACCAGGGCGGCGCAUUUUUUUGCAGUUCUUUCGACGGCGCAUGUGAGCUUCCUCCCCGCUAAAAUGUGUCAUUAUUUUCUGUUUUAUUUCGUAUGACUGACAUCGGAGUCGUGCAAAUUGUGAAGUAAGCAUGUGCGUUUGUGGGCGUCAUGAUGUAACUUUCAAAACCUUUUAGUUUGUUAUGGCCGCUCUUUUUUUGCCUGCACAGACGUAAGGAUAAACUGUUGCAAUAUUGACAAUAACGACACAAAAAUGCUGUUUUAUUACUUUAAAACUUAUCGAUCAAUUCAAGGCUCCAAUUACUUCACAUUAAAUAUUUCAGUUAGAAUAUUUUUUUUCGGGUAAAAUAUUGCAUAUUUUGUGUGUUUGCCGUAUAAAUAAAAGAAGGUAAAAACAUUUAAAAAAACAACAAAAAAACUCAUAAUCAAUAAAGUUAAAGUAAAAACUUUAAAGUUAUUGUCAGGUGUGGUGAAAUUUGUCCUCUGCAUCCCCUCAUCCACCCCCUGGGAGGUGAGGAGAGCAGUGAGCAGCAGCGGUGCUGCGCCCGUGAAUCAUUUUUGGUGAUUUAACCCCCAAUUCCAACCCUUGAUGCUGAGUGCCAAACAGGGAGGUAAUGGCUCCCGUUUUUAUAGUCUUUGGUAUGACUCGGCCGGGAUUUGAACUCACUGAGUAGGUCAGAAAGAUGGAUCUGAAGUUGAUCUAGACCAGGGGCCGGUUUCGUGCGAAAUUCUGUAUCCAUGAAAUAUUUAGUAUCCCAUACCGGGGGCGCGCACAUGGGGGAAAAGUACUUCCGUUUUGGUUCACUAUGUAUUCAGUCUUCUGAUAGAUUAUAAAAUAACACUAAUAUAAUGGGAACAAACCAAAAAAACAAAACGAAACAAAUAUGAUGCCAAAAAAUAUGUGUAUGUUUAUAUUUUGGGAUUUGAACUCACAACCUACCGAUCUCAGGGCAGACACUCGAACCACUAGGCCACUGAGUAGGUCUAGACCAGAGGUGCCUGUUACGUCGUAUCAGUGUCGUGCGAAAUUCUGUAUCCAUGAAAUAUUUAGUAUUCCCUACCGGGGGCGCGCACAUGGGGGCACAGUACUUCCGUUUUGGUUCACUAUGUAUUCAGUCUUCUGAUAGAUUAUAAAAUAACACCAAUAUAAUGGGAACAAACAUAAAAAAACAAAACGAAACAAAUAUUAUGCCAGAAAAUAUGUGUAUGUUUAUAUUUUGGGAUUUGAACUCACAACCUACCGAUCUCGGGGUGGACACUCCAACCACUAGGCCACUGAGUAAGUCCAGACCAGGGGUGCCUGUUACGCCGAUAUCGGUGUCGUGCGAAAUUCUGUAUCCAUGAAAUAUUUAGUAUCCCCUACCGGUGGCGCGCAAAUUGGGGGCGGAGCUCUGUGCCUUGUUCAGACAGCGGCAGCACUUACGUUUUGGUUCACUAUGUAUUCAGUCUUCUGAUAGAUUAUAAAAUAACACCAAUAUAAUGGGAACAAACAUAAAAAAACUAAACGAAACAAAUAUUAUGCCAGAAAAUGUGUGUGUUUAUAUUUUGGGAUUUGAACUCACAACCUACCGACCUCGGGGCGGACAUUCUAGCCACUAGGCCACUGAGUAGGUCCAGACCAGGGGUGCCCAUCACGUUGAUAUCGGUGUUGUGCGAAAAACUGUAUCCAUGAAAUAUUUAGUAUCCCCUACCGGGGGCGCGCACAUGGGGGCGGAGCUCUGUGACUUGUUCAGACAGCGGCAGCACUUCCGUUUUGGUUCACUAAGUAUUCAGUCCUCUGAUAGAUCAUAAAAUAACACCAACAUAAUGGCAACAAACCAAAAAAACAAAACGAAACAAUUAUAAUGCCGGAAAAUAUGUGUGUGUUUGUAUUCCGGGGUUUGAACUCACAAACUACCAAUCUUAGGGCGGACACUCUAACCACUAAGCCACUGAGUAGGUCGGUUAAAUGGAUCUGAAGUUGAUCUAAACCAGGGGUGCCCGUCACGUCCCCAUCGGUGUCGUGCAAAAUUAUGUAUCCAUGACAUAUUUAGUAUCCCCUACCGGGGGCGCGCACAUGGGGGCGGAGCUCUGUGACUUGUUCAGAAAGAGGCAGCACUUCCGUUUUGGUUCACUAUGUAUUAAGUCUUCUGAUGGAUUAUAAAAUAACACCAAUAUAAUGGGAACAAACCCAAAAAACAAAACGAAACAAAUAUUAUGCCAGAAAAUAUGUGUAUGUCUAUUUUCCUCAGGCUAUGUACUAACAUCAUGUGGAUUAUACUGUAUGUACAGACUUGGCAUUAUACACAACUUGUGAAUUUGGACUGAUUUUAUUAAUUACAAAAAAAAAGUUAGUAGGGGAUACAUAAAUUACACUAUAUUGCCAAAAGUAUUGACUUGACUCACAUAUGAACUUGAAGUGCCAUCCCAUUCCUAACCCAUAGGGUUCAACAUAAUGUGGGUCCAACUUUUGCAGCUAUUACAGCUUCAACUCUCUUGGGAAGGCUGUCCUCAAGGUUGCAGAGUGUGUUUAUCUUCCAAAAGCGCAUUGGUGAGGUCACACUGAGAAGGCCUCUCUUCUAAUUCAUUCCAAAGGUGUGCUAUCGGGUUCAGGUCAGGACUCUGUGCAGGCCAGUCAAGUUCACCCACACCGGACUCUGUCAUCCAUCUCUUCUGGUGCGCAGUCAUAUCGGAAGAGGAAGAGGCUCGCUCCAAACUGUUCCCACACGUUUGGGAGCAUGGAAUUGUCCAAAAUGUUCAUUCAAAGUUCCUUUCACUUGGAACUAAGGGCCCAAGCCAAACUCCUGGAAAAACAACCCCACACCAUAAUUCCUCCUCCACCAAAUUUCCCACUCAAUACAGUCCAAAAUGUACCGUUCUACUGUCCACCUCCAAACCCGGACCCGUCCAUCAGUUUGCCAGAUGACAAAGCAUGAUUCAUCACUCCGGAGAGGCCGUUUCCACUGCUCUAAAGUCCAGUGGCGACAUGAUUUACACCACUGCAUCCCACGCUUUGCAUCGGACUUGGUGAUGUAUGUCUUAGAUGCAGCUGCCCAGCCAUGGAAACCCAUUCCACGGCGCCCUCUGCGUACUGCGCGUGGGCUAAUUUGGAGGUCACAUGAAAUUUGGAGCUCUGCAGCAACUAUGCUGACCCCUCCUCUGUCAUCUUAUGUGGCCUACCACUUGGUGGCUGAGUUGCUGUUGUUCGCAAACUCUUCCAUUUUUUUAAUAAUAGUUGACUUUGGAAUAUUUAAAAAACUUAAAGGAAACUUCACGACUGGAUUUAUUCUUUCACAAAUGUUUGUAGAAACAAUCUCCAAGUGCUCGAUUUGAUACACCUGUGAUUAUUACACCUGAUUCUCAUCAUUUGGAUGGGUGGCCAAAUACUUUUGGCAAUAUAGUGUAUUUCUGUGCUCCCAUAAAAUGUGUCCCCCCACUCUUUUUUCCUUAAUUGAUAUACUAACGUGUUUUAUUUUGUAGAUACAACAAAACUUGUUAAUUUGAACUGAUGUUAUUACCCUUUUUUAAAAUUAAUAAUGCAUUAAUUUAAAAAAAAAAAAGGUUAAUAGAGUUUACAUAAUCGUUAAUAACACGAAAGUGCUGCCGCUGUCUGAGCAAGGCACUAAGCUCCGCCCCCCGGUGGAAAUUAGCGAUCAUUAAUCGUCACCAUGACAUCACUUCCGCCGCUUGAUUGACAUUCACGGCACCCGAAAGACUUGUGCCAGAUCAUUAUUAAGCAAAAAAAUGACAGAGAGGAAGGUAAGAAACACUUUUUUUUAUUCCAACACACUCUCGCGCCGUUAAAAAGCUUAAAAACCGACUCGCGCCGUUCCUGUCUUCACAAUAAAAGCGCUAACAAAAUAAGGGUCUCGAAAGCUAGCGAGCACAACAAGCUACAACGUGUUUCUUUUAAAGUGUAUACAAAAACACGUUUUAUCUCAAAAAACGCCGUCAAAACUUUAAAGACCAUGGUACCAUUUAGUGGUCAAAUGUACUGAAUAUGUACUAUACUGUGUAAUAUACUAAUAAAAGUUUUAAUCAAACACACACAAAAAAAACGGCCGCUCAGUUCCUGUUUUCAAAAUAAAAGCACCGCUUCAUCCGGCCGGCGCUAGCAAAAUAAGAGUCUCCGAAAGCUUGCGAGCACAACAAGCUACAAAGUUUGCCGCUAUUGUGUUUCUUGUAAAGCAGGGGUCACCAACGCGGUGACCGCUGGCACCAGGUCGCCCGUAAGAACCUGAUGAGUCGCCCGCUGGCCUGUUCUAAAAAUAGCUCAAAAAGCAGCACUUACCAGUGAGCUGCCUCUAUUUAUUUAAAUUGUAUUUAUUUACUAUCAAGCUGGUCUCGCUUUGCUCGACAUUUUUAAUUCUAAGAGAGACAAAACUCAAAUAGAAUAUGGAAAGCCAAAAAAACAUUUUAAAGACUUGGUCUUCACUUGUUUAAAUCAUUAUUUUUUUUACUUUGCUUCUUAUAACUUUCAGAAAGACAAUUUUAGAGAAAAAAUACAACCUUAAAAAUGAUUUUGGGGUUUUUAAACACAUAUACCUUUUUACCUUUUAAAUUCCUUCCUCAUCUUUCCUGACAAUUGAAAUCAAUGUUCAAGUAAAUUUAUUGUUUUGAUUGUAAAGAAUAAUAAAUACAUUUUAAUUUCAUUCUUCAUUUUAGCUUGUGUUUUUUCGACGAAGAAUAUUUGUUAAACAUUUCUUCAUCUUAUUAUGAUUAAAAUUAAAAAAAAUUAUUCUGGCAAAUCUAGAAAAUCUGUAGAAUCAAAUUUAAAUCUCAUUUCAAAUUUCUUUUAAAAUUUUUGUUUCUGGAAAAUCUAGAAGAAAUAAUGAUUUGUCCCUGUUAGAAAUAGAGCUUGAUCCAAUUUGUUAUAUAUUCUAACAAAGUGCAGAUUGGAUUUUAACCUAUUUAAAACAUGUCAUCAAAAUUCUAAAAUUAAUCUUAAUCAGGAAAAAAGACUAAUGAUGUUCCAUAAAUUCUUUUUUUAAUUUUUUCAAAACGAUUCGAAUUAGCUAGUUUUUCUCUUCUUUUUUUUCGGUCGAAUUUUGAAUUUUAAAGAGUCGAAAUUGAAGAUAAACUAUGUUUCAAAAUUUAAUUUUCAUUUUUUUCGUGUUUUGUCCUCUUUUAAACCGUUCAAUUAAGUGUUUUUUUCAUCAUUUAUUCUCUACAAAAAACCUUCCGUAAAAGGAAAAAAAAUGUACGACGGAAUGAAAGACAGAAAUACCCAUUUUUUAUAUAUAUAUAUAGAUUUAUUUAUCAAAGGUAUAUUAAGGAAAUUGGCUAUUUUUGGGAAUUUAUUUAAGUGUGUAUCAAACUGGUAUCCCUUUGCAUUAAUCAGUACCCAAGAAGUAGCUCUUGCUUUCAAAAAGGUUGGUGACCCCUGUUGUAAAGUAUAUAAAAAGUAGUAUGGACGCUGGACAAAUAAGAUGGCUAAAAUAACCACUUUCAUGUAGUAUUGGACAGAAUUUUUUCUCUCCUAUUUAAAAAUGUGGACGUUAUCAUCACUACUGUCUGAUUCCCAUCAAUGCAAGUCAUCAGAAUCAGGUAAUACACCAACUUAUAUUCUUGUCUUCUUGAAAGAAAGGAAUUAAACAUGCUUGUAUUAUCAUUCAACACCUUUAAGUUGAAAUUAAAGUAGAAAUCAAUGAGGAGAGCAGAGAGCAAAAGCAUUGGCCGCGCUCAGGAAUCAUUUUUGGUGAUUUAACCCCCAAUUCCAACCCUUAAUGCUGAGUGCCAAAUAGGUGGGGUAAUGGGUCUCGUUUUUAGAGUAACUUGUUAACAAAAACGUCUCUUUCAUAAAUUAAAUAUAAGAAUUAUCAAUUGAUCACUUGGUCAACUGAAAAGUAAAAUGUGUGGGCCCUCCUGGUUUAUUUAUAUAAGACUUAUUGAACCCCUGAGACUUUAAGUUGUUUUUUUUUUUAACUGACAUUGUUCUAAAAACAAAAAUUCAACCAAAAUCAAUGUGAUUGGCUCCACGUUUAACCUUUUUAGGGGGAAAUAUUGCGUAUUUUGUAUUUUUGCCACACACAACAUGAUUUCAUUUGACAAAAAAAGAACAUAAAAGAUAAUAAACAUUUAAACCUGUAACUCUGAAGUAAUUUAGAAGUACAAAAAAAUUAAUAUAUGACUUAUUUUCAACAUUUUUGAACCCCAAGGACCUUUAGUCUUUUGAUUUUUGCUCAUAUUUUUGCUCCAAAAAAUAAUAAUGCAUUAAAAUCAAUGUUGGUAUGAAAUAUUUCAGUUCAAAUAUUUUUGGGGGGAAAAUAUUGCAUUUUUUGUGUGCUUGCCAUAUCAAUAAAAUAAGGUAAAAACAUUUAAAAAAAAACAAUUUGUAUUCGCCAAAUAGAUCUGAAGUUGAUUUAGACAUUCAAACAUAUUGAUAUGGGAGUUAUUUUUAACACUUUUUUGUACCCUUGAGACUUUAAGUCAGUUUUUUUUUUUAACUGACAUUUCUCUUAAAACAAAAAUUCAACCAAAAUCAAUGUUAUUGGCUCCACUUUUAACCUUUUUAGGGGGAAAUAUUGCAUAUUUGGGGUUUUUGCCAUACACAACAUGGUUUCCUUUGACAAAAAAAGACCAUAAAAGAUAAUAAACAUUUAAACUUGUAACUCUGAAGUAAGUUAGAAGUUAAAAAAAAAUUUAUAUAUGACUUAUUUUCAACAUUUUUGAACCCCAAGGACCUUUAGUUGUUGAUUUUUGCUCAUAUUUUUGCUCCAAAAAAUAAUAAUGCAUUAAAAUCAAUGUUGGUAUGAAAUAUUGCAUAUUUUGUGUGCUUGCCAUAUCAAUAAAAUAAGGUAAAAACAUUAAAAAAAAGCUAUUUGUAUUUGACAAAUAGAUCUGAAGUUGAUUUAGACAUUUAAACAUAUUGAUAUGGGAGUUAUUUUUAACACUUUUUUGAACCCCUUGAGACUCUAAGUCAGUUUUUUUUUAACUGACAUUGCUCUAAAAACAAAAAUUCAACCAAAAUCAAUGUUAUUGGCUCCACUUUUAACCUUUUUAGGGGGAAAUAUUGCAUAUUUAGUGUUUUUGCCAUACACAACAUGGUUUCCUUUGACAAAAAAGACCAUAAAAGAUAAUAAACAUUUAAACUUGUAACUCUGAAGUAAGUUAGAAGUUAAAAAAAAUUAACAUAUGACUUAUUUAUAACAUUUUUGAACCCCUGGGAUCUUUUAAUCUUUUGAUUUUUGCUCAAAAAAAUAAUAAUGCAUUAAAACCAAUGUUGGUAUGAAUUAUUGAUAUCAAAUAUUUCAGUUUGAAUAUUUUUUUGGGGAACAUAUUGCAUAUUUUGUGUGCUUGCCAUAUGAAUAAAAUAAGGUAAAAAUAUAUUUAAAAAAAAUGUGUUAUAGACAAAGAUAUCUGAAGUUGAUUUAGACAUUUAAACACAUUGAUAUGGGAGUUAUUUUUAGCACUUUUUUGUACCCUUGAGACUUUAAGUUUUUUUUUUUUUAACUGACAUUGCUCUAAAAACAAAAAUUCAACCAAAAUCAAUGUUAUUGGCUCCACUUUUAAUCUUUUUAGGGGGAAAUAUUGCAUAUUUAGUGUUUUUGCCAUACACAACAUGGUUUCCUUUGACAAAAAGACCAUAAAAGAUAAUAAACAUUUAAACUUGUAAGUUAGAAGUUAAAAAAAAAUAAUAUAUGACUUAUUUUCAACAUUUUUGAACCCCAGGGACCUUUAGUCUUUUGAUUUUUGCUCAAAAAAAUAAUAAUGCAUUAAAAUCAAUGUUGGUAUGAAUUAUUGAAAUCAAAUUUUUCAGUUUGAAUAUUUUUUGGGGGGAAAUAUUGCAUAUUUUGUGUGCUUGCCAUAUGAAUAAAAUAAGGUAAAAACAUGAAAAAAAACAAUUUGUAAUCAACAAAUAGAUCUGAAGUUGAUUUAGACAUUUAAACAUAUUGAUAUGGGAGUUAUUUUUAACACUUUUUUGGACCCCUAAGACUUUUAAGUCAGUUUUUUUUUAACUGACAUUGCUCUUAAAACAAAAAUUCAACCAAAAUCAAUGUUAUUGGCUCCACUUUUAACCUUUUUAGGGGGAAAUAUUGCAUAUUUAGUGUUUUUGCCAUACACAACAUGGUUUCCUUUGACAAAAAAAGACCAUAAAAGAUAAUAAACAUUUAAACUUGUAACUCUGAAGUAAGUUAGAAGUAAAACAAAAUUGGAUAUGACUUAUUUUCAACAUUUUUGAACCCCAAGGACCUUUAGCUGUUGAUUUUUGCUCAUAUUUUUCCUCAAAAAAAUAAUAAUGCAUUAAAAUCAAUGUUGGUAUGAAUUAUUGACAUCAAAUUUUUCAGUUUGAAUAUUUUUGGGGGGAAAAUAUUGCAUAUUUUGUGUGCUUGCCAUAUCAAUAAAAUAAGGUGAAAACAUUUAAAAAAGCAAUUUGUUAUCGACAAAUAGAUCUGAAGUUGAUUUAGACAUUUAAACAUAUUGAUAUGGGAGUUAUUUUUAACAUUUUUUGUGAACCCCUGAGACUUUAAGUUAGUUUUUUUUAACUGACAUUGUUCUAAAAACAAAAAUUCAACCAAAAUCAAUGUUAUUAGCUCCACGUUUAACCUUUUUAGGGGGAAAUAUUGCGUAUUUUGUAUUUUUGCCACACACAACAUGAUUUUAUGUGACAAAAAAAGAACAUAAAAGAUAAACAUUUAAACUUGUAACUCUGAAGUAAGUUAGAAGUAAAACAAAAAUGAAUAUAUGACUUAUUUUCAACAUUUUUGAACCCCAAGGACCUUUAGCUGUUGAUUUUUGCUCAUAUUUUUCCUCCAAAAAACAAUAAUGCAUUAAAAUCAAUGUUGGUAUGAAUUAUUGAAAUCAAAUAUUUCCGUUUGAAUAUUUUUGGGGGAAAAUAUUGCAUAUUUUGUGUGCUUGCCAUAUCAAUGAAAUAAGGUAAAAACAUAAAAAAAAGCAAUUUGUAUAUGACAAAUAGAUCUGAAGUUGAUUUAGACAUUUAAACAUAUUCAUAUGGGAGUUAUUUUUAACAUUUUUUUGAAUCCCAGAUAGAUUAAGUCAGGUUUUUUUUAACUGAAAUUGUUCUAAAAACAAAAAUUCAACCAAAAUCAAUGUUAUUGGCUCCACUUUUAACCUUUUUAGGGGGAAAUAUUGCAUAUUUGGGGUUUUUGCCAUACACAACAUGGUUUCCUUUGACAAAAAAGAACAUAAAAGAUAAUAAACAUUUAAACUUGUAACUCUGAAGUAAGUUAGAAGUUACAAAAAUGAAUAUAUGACUUAUUUUCAACACUUUUGAACCCCAUGGACCUUAAGUUGUUGAUUUUUGCUCAUAUUUUUGCUCCAAAAAAUAAUAAUGUAUUAAAAUCAAUGUUGGUAUGAAUUAUUGACAUCAAAUAUUUCAGUUUGAAUAUUUUUUGGGGGAAAAUAUUGCAUAUUUUGUGUGCUUGCCAUAUCAAUAAAAUAAGGUAAAAACAUUAAAAAAAAGCUAUUUGCAUUCGCCGAAUAGAUCUUAAGUUGAUUUCGACAUUUAAACAUAUUGAUAUGGGAGUUAUUUUUAACACUUUUUGUGAACCCCUGAGACUUUAAGUCAGUUUUUUUUUAACUGACAUUGCUCUAAAAACAAAAAUUCAACCAAAAUCAAUGUUAUUGGCUCCACUUUUAACAUUUUUAGGGGGAAAUAUUGCAUAUUUAGUGUUUUUGCCAUACACAACAUGGUUUCCUUUGACAAAAAAAGACCAUAAAAGAUAAUAAACAUUUAAACUUGUAACUCUGAAGUAAGUUAGAAGUUAAAAAAAUGAAUAUAUGACUUAUUUUCAAAAUUUUUGAACCCCAAGGACCUUUAGUCUUUUGAUUUUUGCUCAUAUUUUUGCUCCAAAAAAUAAUAAUGCAUUAAAAUCAAUGUUGGUGUGAAAUAUUUCAGUUUAAAUAUUUUUUUGGGGAACAUAUUGCAUAUUUUGUGUGCUUGCCAUGUCAAUAAAAUAAGGUAAAAACAUUCAAAGAAGCAAUUCGUAUUCGCCAAAUAGAUCUGAAGUUUAUUUAGACAUUUAAACAUAUUGAUAUGGGAGUUAUUUUUAACACUUUUUUGGACCCCUAAGACUUAGUCAUUUUUUUUUAACUGACAUUGCUCUAAAAACAAAAAUUCAACCAAAAUCAAUGGUAUUGGCUCCACUUUUAACCUUUUUAGGGGGAAAUAUUGCAUAUUUAGUGUUUUUGCCAUACACAACAUGGUUUCCUUUGACAAAAAAGAACAUACAAGAUGAUAAACAUUUAAACUUGUAACUCUGAAGUAAGUUAGAAGUUAAAAAAAAAAGAAUAUAUGACUUAUUUUCAACAUUUUUGAACCCCAGGGACCUUUAGUCUUUUGAUUUUUAGUCAUAUUUUUGCUCCAAAAAAUAAUAAUGCAUUUAAAUCAAUGUUGGUAUGAAAUAUUUCAGGUCAAAUAUUUUUGGGGGGAAAAUAUUGCAUUUUUUGUGUUCUUGCCAUAUCAAUAAAAUAAGGUAAAAACAUUAAAAAAAAACAAUUCGUAUUCGACAAAUAGAUCUGAAGUUGAUUUAGACAUUUAAACAUAUUGAUAUGGGAGUUAUUUUUAACACUAUUUUGAACCCCUGAGACUUUAAGUCAGUUUUUUUAACUGACAUUGCUCUAAAAACAAAAAUUCAACCAAAAUCAAUGUUAUUGGCUCCACUUUUAACCUUUUUAGGGGGAAAUAUUGCAUAUUUUGUGUUUUUGCCAUACACAACAUGGUUUCCUUUGACAAAAAAAGACCAUAAAAGAUAAUAAACAUUUAAACUUGUAACUCUGAAGUAAGUUAGAAGUUAAAAAAAAUAAUAUAUGACUUAUUUUUAACAUUUUUGAACCCCAAAGACCUUUAGUCGUUGAUUUUUGCUCA